AGCGGGCGGUGAUGCUGCGCUGGGGAGCUGCGAGGCGGAAUUCCUCGCGCUUGUGGUCGCAAUCCAGGCGCUACAUUGCCGGCCAUGGAUCGAAGCAGCGGCAGGAUCCUUGCUCCUCGUCUGUGGCUGAGUUGGAAUGCGUGGUAUCGCCCGACGAUGGAAGGGAUGCACACGAGCUCCUGAGAAAGAAUCCGGUGGGAUUGUAUGGAUAUGAAGCUUUGAAAACUGCCAAGGGAUUUCGUGCAUUUGCUGAAACAGCGAUUGCGAAGUCUGAGGAUCUCAUUGCGCGUGUCAAAGAGCUUCCGCCGUCCAUGGAGACCAUCAAGUGUAUGGAUGACAUCUCCAACACUGUGUGCAUGGUUGUUGAUGCUGCGGAGCUCUGUAGAAAUACUCAUCCUGACAAGGAGUAUGUGGACGAAGCGAAUGCCGCAUCGUUGAAAUUGUACAAAUAUUUGCAUUACCUUAACACUCACAAAUCUCUCUAUGACGCCGUCGUCCAUGUUGAGAGCUCGGAUGCUUUGACUACGGAAGAAGCCAAGAGAGCUGCAAAAACCUUAAGAAUUGAUUUUGAAAGGGGUGGAAUCCAUCUACCUCCUGAAAAGAUGGAGCGUGUGAAUGAGUUGAACCUUGAGAUUACGCGACUAGGAAGAGAGUUUACAGAAAAUAUGCAGCUAUCUCAGGGCCAUGUCGAUGUUUUCCCAGCAUCAAAAGUACCGGAAAGUUUGCACCACUUAAUGCAACCGAUACGCAGCCAUUCGAAAAGCUGGAAAAGUAAGAGCGAAGACACUGGGCUACGUAUAAGCACCGAUGCUGGAGUUGUUUCGAGUGUGCUCAAGUGGGUACCAGAUGCUGAGAUCAGGAAAGAAGUCUAUAUUUGCAGUCACAGUACUGCGAAGAACAACCUUUUGGUCCUGGAUAAGCUAAUUGAAUCCAGGCAUGAACUUGCCCAGCUUAUAGGAUUCAAUUCAUAUGCUGAAUUUGCAACUGCUCCAACUAUGGCAGGAUCUUCCGAAGUUGUCCAAUCUUUCCUGCACGAUCUUUUAUCGCAAACGCAAUCUAAAGCAAACGAGGAGUUGAAAAUGCUCGAGAGUUUUGCACGUAGCAGCUCAAUCGAGCCGUGGGAUGAAGCAUAUUACACUGGUAUGUACAAAGCUCGUGCUCAAAAUUUAGACUCCAAGGUAAUCUCCUCGUAUUUUCCACUUGAGCGAUGCAUGAAUGGUCUUAAAGUGAUUGUAAAAUCCCUGUUCGAUGCGUCUUUUGAACAAGUUUCCGUAGCACCUGGAGAAGUAUGGCAUUCUGACGUUCAAAAGUGGGAACUUCGGCAUAGCACCGAGGGUUGUUUAGGCCAUAUGUUUCUGGACUUGUAUUCGCGGAAAGAAAAAUACCCAAAUUGCGCUCACUUUACUCUCAAAGGCGGGCGUAGAACAUCCGAGACUGAAUACCAAUUGCCAGUGGUCGCAUUGGUCUGUAAUUUUUCUAAGCCUCUGUCGUCAAUGUCUGCGUUACUACAUCAUUGGGAGGUGGAAAACCUUUUCCACGAGUUCGGCCAUGCUCUUCAUUCGCUUUUAUCACGAACGGAGUAUCAACAUUUUUCUGGGACGAGAACAGUUAUUGACUUUGCGGAAACACCUUCAAACGUAUUCGAAUGCUUUGCUUGGGACUAUCAAGUGUUGAAAACCUUCGCACAAAACUCAGCUGGCGAAACGAUUCCAGAGAAGAUGGUGGUAUCAAUGAACCAAGCGAAAAAGAUGCUUGGUGUCACGGAGUUACUGAGACAGGUCUUGUAUGCCAUGGUGGAUCAAAAGUUUUUCGGACCGCAACCUUUACCUGCUGGCGGCACUACUGGAGUGCUCGUGGAGAUGCAAGAGCUCAGCAAAAACUGGAAGCACAUCGAAGGCACGCACUGGCAAUCGAAAUUUGGACACAUGAUAACUUAUGGCGCUGGAUACUACAGCUACUUGUAUGCACGGUGCAUCGCAGCUAGCAUCUGGCAAAAAGUUUGCGCUGCGAACCCUCUAAGCCUGGAGACAGGGCAAACUCUAAGGCGGGGAAUUCUUCAGCACGGUGGUGCCAAAGAACCAGCAGAUAUCCUUCGCGAUUGCCUGGGUCAGGACUCGCUGAUCACGGCACCAAGUGGAGGAGUAAGGCCUUGCGUGAAGCAACUCCUGUCCGACCUUGGAGUAUAGGUACCCAAUAUUCUUUCGGAAACUGUUUAGUGAUAAACUGGAGCAAGAUAUAAAGAUUUGUGAUCUAGAUUUGAGGAUAAAGAUUAGUGAUCAAGAUAUGAAGAUUAGUGAUAGACUGGAGCAAGAUAUAAAGAUUUGUGAUCAA
Selaginella moellendorffii is the source of this 2331-nucleotide messenger RNA. RefSeq names its product mitochondrial intermediate peptidase, mitochondrial. The record is from RefSeq and is a predicted model, not a curated record. The coding region runs from base 12 to 2186 and encodes 724 amino acids. The transcript has 17 exons. Gene Ontology annotation, biological process: proteolysis; peptide metabolic process. Lineage: Eukaryota; Viridiplantae; Streptophyta; Lycopodiopsida; Selaginellales; Selaginellaceae. Gene Ontology annotation, molecular function: metalloendopeptidase activity.